AUGCCAUUCAAGCUUGGAUGCCUAAUACUCUUCUUGCCCUCAUUCUUUAGUGAAAGUCAAAAAUCGUGUUACGCAAAUUCGCUUUUGUUUCAACAAAUCACUUCAUUUGAAUUCGAAAUGGCAAGACCACAAACUAAACGAGCACCUAAACCAAAGGCCGUUAAAAAGCCCAAAGAGCCCGAGACAUUUGAAGAGGUCAUGGAAGCUGGUGUUGAGGCUGAGGAACAGGGCGAACGUUACGCUACUGGUGAUCGAGCACAACGAAAAUAUGAAGUUGCUGCUGAAUACUAUUCAAAGGCCCACAAACUCAACCCAACUGAUGCCGAUUGUCUAUACAAUUGGGGACGUGUUCAGUUUUUGCUGGUUAAUCUGAUGCCUCCUUAUACUCAACCCGAGAAGAAGCUUGCAAAGCUUGAUGAAUCCAUAAAGACCUUUAGAAAAGCUCUUGAGCUUGAACAGAACAAGUCUGAUGCCCAAUUCAACCUUGCCCAGGCUCUUCAUCAACGUGCAGAGACCCUCAACGAAACAACAGAAAUCGAUAAUGCCUACAGUCAAUCUGCCAUGGCUUUACAAGAGGCAAUUUCUUUGUUUGACAGCGUUUACCAAUUGCAAGAAAAGGAUUACAAGGAAUCGCGUUUGGCAGCAAACCAACCAACCGAGUCCCUUGAAGAGUCGUCUACUGAAGAGCAUGUACAUACCUCUGACUGUAAACAUGAACAUGAAAAUGAACAUGCACAUGAACAUGCACAUGAACAUAAUGCCGAACCAAAUGAUGCUGACUCUAAACAAAUGACAUCCGUGACUCAGGUCGAGGCAACCACAACCACCUCAUUGAUCGACACUCUCAUUUCAACCUCGGAGACGAUGGCAAGUAUGGCUUCGAUGCUUGCCUCCUUCCAGGCCUCGACUGAUCUUUUUAGCCGUGCACGAUCCAAGCUUGCCCUUGCCGAAAAGUGGCUGUCCGAUAUUCCGGAGACCGAAAAGGAGUACAAGCUCAACCGGAUCCAGAUCAACCUCAAGGAAGCCCAGUGCUUUUCUGCCAUGGCCGACCGUGCGUUCCUUGCGACCGGAAAACCCGACCAGAGUCUGUUCAACCGUGCGGUCGAGUGCCUUGACGAGAUCGUGGACCGGUUUGAUAGCACAAAUGUGCAGGCCAUGUGUGACCGCGGAGAUAUCCUGACAUCGUUUGCCCAGGCACUUGUGGACGCAGCCCAAAGAAACAACAACAAACUUGUGCCCGAGACGACCGGAAAGGAGGUCUGGCAAUUGUUUGCCCAGGCAACAAAGUCUUUCCAGGCUGGUCUGGCAAUCGAGCAAAAGAACUUGAGCAUCCUCAACAAACUCGGUGAUCUGUGCAUGACCAGGGCCGGGCUUGAUUUACCUGUGGCCGAGAGAAACAAGGCCCAGCUGUUGAAGAACGCAGAGUUCUAUUACAAGCAGGCAGUUCAGACCGAGAAGUUGACCCUGACUAGCGGCUGGGUCGGCUGGGUGUUCAGUCUCUGGGCCCAGGAAGAGUGGUUGGGCACAAAGGGCAAGAAGCAAGAGGCAGCCAAGAUGAUGAAGAUGUGGAUCAACUAUGGUGGCAACCAUGCCAUAUUCCAGAACGGUGCUGAUGAGAGUGAAGUUCUGGAUCCCGGUUUUGUCGAAUGGGUCAAUGAAACCUUUUUUGAGGAUGAAUCCGAAGAAGAAUCAGAUUAAUUAAAAAAUGAAAAACAUACAUACAUGCAUACAUAUAUACAUACAUACAUACAUACAUACAUACGAACAUACAUACAUAUAACAUAUAAAGAGGUAUAUAAAAAUAUAGAGAUAUGCGCUUGGCUAUAAUUAAAUAGCCUUUGUUCUUGUC
Messenger RNA from Phycomyces blakesleeanus NRRL 1555(-), 1849 nucleotides. RefSeq lists its product as hypothetical. Gene Ontology annotation, molecular function: protein binding. NCBI's taxonomy places the organism in Eukaryota, Fungi, Mucoromycota, Mucoromycetes, Mucorales, Phycomycetaceae. The record is from RefSeq and is a predicted model, not a curated record. The transcript has 5 exons. Bases 1 to 1698 code for a protein of 565 amino acids.